GUGACCAUCUUGCAACACAUUACCACGUGGUUUCGUUUUCUACGUUGUUUGAAUAGUUGACUUUGGUGAGAAUUUUCUAAAUGGGGAAAAUUAGGAAGGAAAGAACGUUUCAUUAUACGACUAAGAAAAAUCAGGAUAAAAAAGUGCAAGAAACUCCAACAAACGUCGAUACAGAGAUGAAGCUCCAAAUAUCAAAUCUGGCUUCCAGUUUAUUCAGUAGCGUCAACAUUACCGAAGAUAUGCUGAAGCAAAAACUACCGGAGUUUGACCAGAUGAGCGUCAAAAGUUUCGCGUCCAACGGAAUGCAGAUGUCAAAGAAAGAUAAAAGGCGGUUAAGGCACCAGUUAUUUAUACAAAAGAUUAAUGCAGUGGUGAAAAGGAAACAGGAAUUAAAAGAGAGAGCCAAGAGGAGACAAAUGCCCGUAGUUGGAGAUAUGAAACCCUUAGAAGACGCUCUUCCGACUUUAGAGCUUCUGUUGAAACAGAAUAAUGAGAAAACAGAAGAAAAGAAGUCAACUAAACCUUUGGCUUGCAGAUCAACUUAUGCGAGGCAAAAAGCCAUGUUGGAAGAUAUAGCCAUAUUUCAACAAGUGUUAAAUCAUCCUUCCUUCAAACAGGAUCCGGCAAGUACCAUCAAAACUCAUCUCCAAAACAAGUUACAAUCCAACAACGUGGAAACAUAAUUUUCAUUAAAAGAAAAUGUUAUUUUGUAUUAUUGAA
This is a messenger RNA of Centruroides sculpturatus (bark scorpion), 720 nucleotides long. Its product is annotated as protein FAM207A-like. Gene Ontology annotation, cellular component: 90S preribosome; preribosome, small subunit precursor; nucleolus. NCBI's taxonomy places the organism in Eukaryota, Metazoa, Arthropoda, Arachnida, Scorpiones, Buthidae. Gene Ontology annotation, biological process: maturation of SSU-rRNA from tricistronic rRNA transcript (SSU-rRNA, 5.8S rRNA, LSU-rRNA). The transcript is spliced from 5 exons. The coding region runs from base 81 to 683 and encodes 200 amino acids. The record is from RefSeq and is a predicted model, not a curated record.